AUGACUACUGUCCACAAGCUUGCUGACACCAUCACUUGUUAUUGCUGUGAUGCUACGUUUGCAAGAAAAUCCAUUUUUGAUAACCAUUGCAAAGAAGUUCGGAAUAAGGCAAAGAUGAAGCAUGCAAUGCCUAUAGCAAAGUCUAUCCGUUAUCGGGACCCUGUUUUAGUAAUCUACUCUAACGACAAAAUUAUUCCACGUUCUGCUCUUCCGAUUCUCGCAGAAGCUGCAGUUGAUAUCAUCAACGCUGUUGGAUUAGAUAAAUUGGGAAUUCGUGUGAAAAAACAAAAUCUUGAUCGCGGACCUAUGAGUGAGAAGCGAGAAGAUGGAAUCACCAUAAAGCUGUGA
Messenger RNA from Caenorhabditis remanei, 348 nucleotides. RefSeq lists its product as uncharacterized. The transcript has 3 exons. Bases 1 to 348 code for a protein of 115 amino acids. The record is from RefSeq and is a predicted model, not a curated record. NCBI's taxonomy places the organism in Eukaryota, Metazoa, Nematoda, Chromadorea, Rhabditida, Rhabditidae.